AUGGUCGAGUCUACUACCCACGAGCACGACGGCGGCCUGAGUUCAGUCACGGAGGACCUGCGCGGUUCUGCUGACGACAGAACAAUCGAACCGAUCUGCGACCUCCUGUCGCAAUCUACGCUCACAGAUUGUGGUUUACAGAUCGUCUUAAUAGAAUGUCAGGAUACGGAGACCAAGCGCAA
Messenger RNA from Gregarina niphandrodes, 182 nucleotides. RefSeq lists its product as hypothetical. The annotation marks the transcript as partial. Lineage: Eukaryota; Apicomplexa; Conoidasida; Eugregarinorida; Gregarinidae. The record is from RefSeq and is a predicted model, not a curated record. The transcript has a single exon.